Messenger RNA from Oldenlandia corymbosa var. corymbosa, 2156 nucleotides. Lineage: Eukaryota; Viridiplantae; Streptophyta; Magnoliopsida; Gentianales; Rubiaceae. The record is from the annotation of a GenBank genome assembly.
AAAUGAAACAUUAGAAAAAGAACCCAAAAAGAAAAGGAAAAAAAAAACUUAAAUCACAUCAAUAAUAAUACUAAUAAAUACAUAAAGUUACAUUUUCCCUUUUACAUAUAUAAACGCUUCUCUUAGAGCUUCCUAAGUUCUCAUCAUCCCCAUUCCAUCCACCCCUUUAGGGAAUCAAUCACAUUUCAUUCUUUAUUCUCUCUUAAGUUGUUAAAUGGUAUCAUAGUUUUUAGUUAAAGAGUUUCUUGUUGGAGAGAAACUUCAUGAGAAAUCCCUCUGAAAUUUCUUCUUCUUUUUUUUUUUUUUUUGAUUUGGUGAGUUUUGGUUAGGUGCAAGUGAGAUUGCAUGGUAUGUUGGUGUUAUUCAUUUAUAUGAGGAGAGUUUUCUUCCUCUGACAACUCUUGAUUCAGUGGGUCAGAACCUUUUGGUUCUUUCUUCUUUCAUGGUUUUGUUCUUAGCUUAGCAGACAAGUUGUUAAAAUCUUUGAUACCCAUUUUCUCUCCAUCAACCUUUUUUUUUUUUCUUCUUUGUAUAAGAACAGAUUCUGUUUGAUAAAAUUUCUUAAAGAAAAUGUCAAGAGUCAUGAGGCCUAAGUCCACCGGAAUGCCUUCUCCGGCCAGAGGAGGUAACGGUAAUGCAGAGCUGGGAGGUUGGGAGGUUAGGCCUGGAGGGAUGUUAGUACAGAAGAGGACUAUAGAUUCCAAUCAGAAUUCCAAUGUAGUUCCAAUUAUUAAAGUCAGGGUGAAAUAUGGUUCAUCUUAUCAUGAAGUCAAUAUCAGUUCUUCUGCAAGUUUUGGGGAAUUGAAGAAGAUGCUGGCAGAACCAACAGGAUUGCACCCACAGGAUCAAAAGCUAAUGUACAAAGACAAAGAAAGGGAUUCCAAAGUGUUCCUUGAUUUUGCUGGUGUGAAGAAUGGAUCAAAACUGGUGCUGAUUGAGGAUGAACUUAGCAGAGAAAGGCGUUUGCUCGAAUCGAGGAAGAAUGCCAAGAUGGAGAAAGCAUCAAAAGAGAUUGCAGCGAUCAGAAUCGAAGUUGAUAAGCUUGCUAAACAGAUACUCGUGUUUUUGUUCUGUUUUAAUCUUGUACAGGUUGUAUCAUCUGAAUUGGAGAUUUCCAGUGGGAAAAAAGUGACAGAUAUAGUUCUUUUGAGCUUGAUUGAACAACUCAUGACCCAACUCAUUAAACUUGAUGCCAUCACUGCUGAUGGAGAAACGAAAAUGCAAAGAAGAAUGCAGGUAAAUGAAUCAUGAUCGCCGAAUUACAUACUCAAAACCAAUUGACGAGGAGUAUAGCGCCCUAGCGGGUCAAUGAUAUCUUUAUUAUUGUAUACAUUACUAUCUUCGUCCCAAAAUAAUAGUCACGUUCCAAAGUGUAGCUAGGAUAACGUUUUCUGACAUUGCGAUAAUUGGUUGAUGAUUGAAGGUGAAAAGGGUGCAGAAGUACAUUGAAACUCUAGAUGUGCUGAAGAUAAGGAAUUCGGGUGUAGGCAACAAAAACAAUGCAGCUCCAAAAUUGCAGAACCAGCAGCACCAUACAAUGUUUACAGGACAGGCAGAGAUGAUGAUGCCAAUCCAACAAAGUCAUUAUGAACAGAGAAGAAAAAAUGGACUUUUCAAUGAGAGGUCCCCAGGGCCAGUUGUAGUGACAACUAAAUGGGAAACCUUUUAAAUAAUUCUCCUUUUUUGCCAUCUUGAAGACACAAUACACCGAUAUUCAUGGCUUUUUUUCUUGCCAUUGCUGCUUCAACCAAAUUGAAAAAGAAAGCCAUCAAAUUGCAGAUUUUGUGCCCAAUAAUUGAAGAGCAGCAGGACAAAAUCCUUUUGGGGGAGGGUGAAAUUAAAACCAUACAGUAUAAGAUAUAGUAGUUAAAAUUAUUUUGUAUAUCUUUUUUGCUCUGUUGUAAAUGGAAUUUUUAUUUUGUGUGUUGGGAGAAGAAUAUAGCCACCCAUUUAAAUUCAUUUAGAAUUUUUUGACUUGAAUCAGUCGAUAAUGUGCUUUGUUUAUGUGGCCUUUCAGUUCCAAGCUGUAUAUAUCAGAAGAAUAUGGUGGAUAGAUAAGGAUGAAUUGAUUUGUUCCCUUUUCUUUUCUUUUCUUUUUAUUGCUUUCUUUUUUCAAUAUAUAUAUUUAUAUAUAUAUAUAUAUAUAUAUGUACGAG